UAUUGCUGUAAUUCGCAAUGCAUUAUGGGUCAAAAACAAUAUUACAGUUGUUAACAGUAUAUUUCCCUGUCAACUGUAAAUUGAUUUACAGGUAAGAGGUGUUUUCACUGUAGUUCAUACAUUUUACAACAAUUUACUGUGAUGUGGCAUUAUGGGAUUGCGCGGGCUGAAUACAAGUUUGAAAACUGGUGGACUGGAGCAGGGCAAGAAGAGUUGAAGAUAAAAGGCACUAUUUACAACAUUUUUGGCGAGCCAUAGAAUUGCGACUGGGCGCGCCAUAACAGUGGUGAGACGAAGCUGAACUGUUACAAGAGCUUAUAAUCCAAUUUGGACCUCUGAUCCGUCUUUGGACUCUGAGAUUUGAAAGUAAGCACUCUUACUUCAAACAGUGUGCAAGAAAAUUGCACAACUUUAAAAACCUGUGUGCUACUUUAUCAGAGAGACAUCAGCUCUUACAAGCAUACUUAAGUGCUGGGACUCUUUUUCCUCCUGUAGUUCAGGUGGGAAGAGGAGAUGCAUUUUAUGCUGGUGACUACAAUGACAGAAUGGAAUGUAGAAGACCAAACAAGAUGUGUCAAAGUAACACCUCUAGACUCCACAGAAAUAGUCUUUGAUACCACAAUGAGGGACUUUCCAUCAUCAAAUUCUAGUUCCUCAUGCACACCAAGUGUCUCCAGCACAGACAGUUCAAGUACAACUGUGGACUUAAGUGUAUGGCCUGAAAACUUUGAAGUUCCCUGGAAUAGGAUGCCUUCUGGUAUUAAAACAGCCAUUGCGCUGGGAAAACGCCCCACAGCUAAAGAUCGCAGAGAAAUGAUAAGAAUCGUUGUGGAUGAGAUGAGACUGACAGAGUUAAAUCCAUCAAAAUCCCAGUGCUUGAUUGUCGCGAAAAAGAUUGUUAAACAGUAUUCGCAAAGCUUUGCUGAUGUCCUGGUAGAUGGCACAAGAAUAGGGACUGGCUAUGGAUCUCUUUUGACUCAACUAAAAACAAGAGUGGAGCAUGUUAAUCGUGGCUGCUUGUUGUCAAGACGCAGGACACAGAAAAAGACCUCAAAUUCAUCAGGAGAAGACAUUGCCCCAGGACCUGCAGACCAGUAUGGUUGUGUGAGAUGGCAGCCUGAGUGUCCGCAAGAAGAAUCUGAGGAGAGUCUCCAAGAAAAACAAAAAGAAAUGAAAGACCUCUACAGUACUGAGGGGCCAGCUGGGGUAGAGAGAGGACAUCUCAGUCAGUUAAUGAAGGCAACAUACUACCUACAACGGAAAUCCAUCAAUGCCUGCCCAUCACCAUCGAUUGCUGACUUGAAAAAUGACUGGCCUUAUCUUUUCACACCCAAAGAAUUGUACAACCACUUUAAAUCUCUUACAAACAUAACCAUUCUAGAGAAACUUGAGAAGUCUAUGGAAGAAAAGGGAAAGAUGAUACUUCAGUUCUUCAGACAAUUGCCAGCAGGGACUAAUACAGAUGAGAUGCAACGCAUACUUAUGAAGUAUGAUGACAGUGGAGCAUCCUGUUUAAUCCCAUGUGUGGUCCUUCUGCUUCUGUCACACUUCAAAGAAAAACCUGAAGCACUCUUUCUUCAGACCGAUUGGAUGCUGAGUGUUGAGGGCCAAGUGGUUAUGAAUCCACACCCCAAUUUUAUGGCUGGAUUUGCUGCUUUGUUUGCGACUUACUACAACUUUAAUCUGGUGUACCAGCACGAGGCAUCCUGCACACUUGAAUUUGUUCAAAGAUGUUUUGUUGGAAUCAACCCAUCCACUGGUACCAAAACAGUCAGAGAAGAGGAACAACACAGUCAAUCCUCAUGUGUCUACUCUUCUCAGAAGGCUAAUGGACUUUGAGUGGUUAAGCAUGUAAGUUGUCAAAUGUAUAUAUAUUAAAAAAAAAACUACAGGAGGAGAUGUCUAUAAAAUGACACAUAAUUCUAUAAUCUUGUUCAGUAAGGUCUUGUUCUCCUGCCAAAGUGUUCAACUUACACAAAAUGUAAAAAAGUAUUUUACAUUAAAACAGUUAAAAUGUUUU
Onychostoma macrolepis is the source of this 2020-nucleotide messenger RNA. RefSeq lists its product as uncharacterized. The transcript is spliced from 6 exons. The record is from RefSeq and is a predicted model, not a curated record. Bases 514 to 1839 code for a protein of 441 amino acids. Lineage: Eukaryota; Metazoa; Chordata; Actinopteri; Cypriniformes; Cyprinidae.